GGCGCCGCCGCAACGCUGCUGUCUAGCAGGGACACCCACGCUGUCCGCCACCCCGGCCCGGCCGCGGCCUCGCGACGCGGCGUGCUGGAAAGGCCCGCGGGGCUCGGUGCGCGCGUCCCGGCGGGGCCCCGCGGAAGAGCGUCGCGGCGCCGCCGCCGCCGGUCACGUGAGCGCGGGCGGGUCACGUGGCGCCGGCACCGGUCACGUGGCGCCGGCGCGGGUCACGAGAACGCUCUCUGGCGGCGGCCGCUCGCCGCGGAGUCCCGGGUCCCGCUGGCCAUGGCCAACGUCUCCAAGAAGGUGUCGUGGUCCGGCCGCGACCGCGACGACGAGGAGGCGGCGCCGCUGCUGCGGAGGACGGCGCGGCCGGGCGAGGGGACGCCGCUGCUCAACGGCGCCGCGCGCCAGUCAUCUCACUCCACAUCUUUCCGAACUGGACAAAUGAGCAACGUGGAGCUGGACGAUGAGCUCCUGGACCCGGAAAAGGACCCAUCCCACUCCUUCCCUAAGGAGAUCCCACACAAUGAGAAGCUCUUGUCCCUCACAUACGAGAGCUUGGACUAUGACAACAGCGAGAAUCAGCUGUUCCUGGAGGAGGAGCGGCGGAUCAACCACACGCAGGCCUUCCGGACAGUGGAGAUCAAGCGCUGGGUCAUCUGUGCCCUCAUUGGGAUCCUCACGGGCCUUGUGGCCUGCUUCAUUGACAUUGUGGUGGAGAAUUUGGCUGGUCUCAAAUAUAGGGUCAUCAAGGACAAUAUCGACAAGUUCACAGAGAAGGGCGGGCUGUCCUUCUCCCUGCUGCUGUGGGCCACCCUGAACGUCGCCUUCGUGCUCCUGGGCUCCGUGAUGGUGGCCUUCGUAGAGCCAGUUGCUGCCGGCAGUGGGAUCCCCCAGAUCAAGUGUUUCCUCAAUGGGGUGAAGAUUCCCCACGUGGUGCGGCUCAAGACGUUGGUGAUCAAGGUGUCUGGUGUGAUUCUGUCUGUGGUGGGGGGCCUGGCCGUGGGAAAGGAAGGGCCAAUGAUCCAUUCCGGGUCCGUGAUUGCCGCAGGGAUUUCCCAGGGAAGGUCGACGUCGCUGAAGCGAGAUUUCAAGAUCUUUGAGUACUUCCGCAGAGACACGGAGAAGCGAGACUUUGUCUCUGCAGGAGCGGCAGCUGGAGUGUCGGCUGCUUUUGGAGCCCCUGUGGGUGGAGUCCUGUUCAGCCUGGAGGAAGGUGCCUCCUUCUGGAACCAGUUCCUGACGUGGAGGAUUUUCUUUGCUUCCAUGGUUUCCACCUUCACUCUGAAUUUCGUUCUGAGCAUUUACCAUGGGAACAUGUGGGACCUGUCCAGCCCAGGCCUCAUCAACUUUGGGAGAUUUGACUCAGAGAAGAUGGCAUACACCAUCCACGAGAUCCCUGUCUUCAUCGUCAUGGGCGUGGUGGGUGGCAUCCUCGGAGCCAUGUUCAAUGCCUUGAAUUACUGGUUGACGAUGUUUCGGAUCAGGUACAUCCAUCGACCCUGUCUCCAGGUGAUUGAGGCCAUGCUGGUGGCUGCUGUCACUGCCACGGUCGCCUUCGUGCUGAUUUACUCGUCCCGGGACUGCCAGCCCCUGCAGGGGAGCUCCAUGUCCUACCCGCUUCAGCUCUUCUGUGCGGACGGCGAGUACAACUCCAUGGCUGCGGCCUUCUUCAACACCCCUGAGAAGAGCGUGGUGAGCCUGUUCCAUGACCCGCCAGGUUCCUACAACCCCAUGACCCUGGGCCUGUUUACCCUGGUCUACUUCUUCCUGGCCUGCUGGACCUACGGACUCACUGUGUCUGCCGGUGUCUUCAUCCCAUCCCUGCUCAUUGGGGCUGCCUGGGGCCGGCUUUUUGGCAUCUCCGUGUCCUACCUCACGGGGGCAGCGAUCUGGGCAGAUCCUGGCAAGUAUGCCCUGAUGGGAGCCGCGGCCCAGCUUGGAGGGAUUGUGAGGAUGACCCUGAGCCUGACAGUCAUCAUGAUGGAGGCCACCAGCAACGUGACCUACGGCUUCCCCAUCAUGCUGGUGUUGAUGACCGCCAAGAUCGUGGGCGAUGUCUUCAUCGAGGGCCUGUAUGACAUGCACAUCCAGCUGCAGAGCGUGCCCUUCCUGCACUGGGAAGCCCCAGUCACCUCGCACUCGCUCACCGCCAGGGAGGUGAUGAGCACUCCUGUGACCUGCCUGAGGACGAGAGAGAAGGUUGGCACCAUCGUGGACGUCCUCAGUGAUGCAGCAUCCAAUCACAAUGGCUUCCCUGUGGUGGAUGCUGACGGCGCCCAGCCAGCCAGGCUCCAGGGCUUGAUCCUGCGCUCCCAGCUCAUAGUGCUCCUUAAGCACAAGGUGUUUGUAGAGAGAUCCAACAUGGGCCUGGUGCAGCGGCGGCUGAAGCUGAAGGACUUCCGCGAUGCCUACCCGCGCUUCCCCCCGAUUCAGUCCAUCCACGUGUCCCAGGAUGAGCGGGAGUGCACCAUGGACCUCUCGGAGUUCAUGAACCCCUCCCCCUACACAGUGCCCCAGGAUGCAUCUCUCCCUCGGGUUUUCAAGCUGUUCCGGGCUCUGGGCCUAAGGCAUCUGGUGGUAGUGGACAACUGCAAUCAGGUGGUCGGGCUGGUGACCAGGAAGGAUCUGGCCAGGUACCGCCUGGGAAAGGGAGGCCUGGAGGAGCUCUCGUUGGCACAGACGUGAGCCCUGGCCCUGCCCGUGGGCAGUGGCACUCCCAGCCCCUCUGCAUCUGCUCCCAGGGCCACUGUCCCCUGGCCGCAGCCUUGCUCCCUUGGCAGGGGGCCCUGGAGGCUGCCUGGGCUGGGCCCGGCCCUCAGCCUUGCAGCUCCCGCUCCCUCCUGCCUCCGGGACCGCGCGGCAGCAGCGCUCUCCUUGCUGCUCACCUCUGGUGGUGGACUGGCGAGCCUGGGGGUGCUGCGUCCUGCCCAUUGUGGCUGCUGGGGUCCUGGGGGGACCAGCUCCGACGGGCCAGCUGGGCAACUCCGGUCCAGAGGACGUGGCAGACGGGCUCUGUCCCAGCGUCUUGGGAACUGAGGAUCAUCCUCGUGCCUGACCCCCAGGUCCUGCCACGCCUGUCACCCUGGGUUCUCCAGAACUGGGGUCACCCCACAUGUGCACAGCAGCCAGGAAGUUGGGCCUUCCCACAGCAUCCAGGGACUUGUUCCAUCCUUUCUGACUGCAGCAGAUGCCCCUGUGGGUGUCCUUCCGCUGGCCUCAUGACCCCCAAGCCAUCCCAGUGGCUGUGGGGUAGACCGGUGAGAACUGGAGCCAGGAAGCCCCCACCUGCCCACCCCACAGCUCCCAGCCACCUCGAGCCAGCCAGACUAGACGUGCUGGCCCUGUUGCUACAGAGCCUGCCUGUGGGACACGGAAGGGUAUUUCAGUGUCCUGGCAUGUGUCUCUGAAGGCCACACGGGUCCUCCUGUGGAGGGCUGGCAGAUGUGGCCCUGGGUUGUGCUUCCUCCUCUGCCCUCCAUGGGGUCUGGGCUUCAAGGCCUGGGUAUGAGAAAUAAAGGACUCCUGCCCAGGCAUCGAGUGCCAGCCUCCCUGUUCAGCCCACGGCUGAACUCACGGGGCCAGGGGUUGGGCGCUGAGGUGGUAGUGUCUGGUGUGUGGCACAGACAUUCCUGUGAGCUCCAGGGGAAGCUGGUGCAGCAGACUGGGUCAGGCCUGGUGGACAGGCCUGGUGGACCUUGGCGUCAUCCCCACAGCAGAGCCCUCUUCCUACCACCCCUGCUCUCUGGGCCGGAGGGCCCACACCUGGGUGGGCCAGGACACUGGGGAGCUCCUUCCACAGGAUCCCUCACUCUACAGGAGGCCCUGGCCGGUGGGUCAGGCGACAAGGAAGAGGAGCUCUGGGAGGGGCAGGGCUGCUUCUGAGUUUGCUCUCAGGGCACAAAGCCUGCCAGGCCCCAGAGACCACCAGGAAGCAUGUGCAGUUGCUGCACGCACUGGAGGUGUCAGUUACAUGCUGAGUGAUAUUUUGGAUAUAUUAGGUUAAAUAAAACGAAUUGUCAAAACUCCGGUCUGUCCUGGCCUUCUUGGUGGCUGCUGAGAGAGCCGAAGAUGUCAGCAGCCCUGAGUGUGGGGCACCUCCUGCAGCCUGCCCCUGGGCCUCUGCCCUGGGAGGUGGCCAGGACUGUCUGACUUGGUCUGACCUGGGCACUUCCCUCCAUGCUGCCCUGGAAUACGCCCCUUUGCAAGAUGAAUGCUGCCCAGUGCCCCUCAGAACCUUCCAGAAGCCGGCAGUUGGAG
Messenger RNA from Sciurus carolinensis (gray squirrel), 4257 nucleotides. It is a transcript of the gene Clcn7, whose product is annotated as chloride voltage-gated channel 7. Gene Ontology annotation, biological process: transmembrane transport; chloride transport. Gene Ontology annotation, cellular component: intracellular membrane-bounded organelle; lysosomal membrane. The record is from RefSeq and is a predicted model, not a curated record. The transcript has 25 exons. NCBI's taxonomy places the organism in Eukaryota, Metazoa, Chordata, Mammalia, Rodentia, Sciuridae. Gene Ontology annotation, molecular function: voltage-gated chloride channel activity. Bases 280 to 2685 code for a protein of 801 amino acids.